Molecule: messenger RNA, 4441 nt
Organism: Bufo gargarizans (Asiatic toad)
Lineage: Eukaryota; Metazoa; Chordata; Amphibia; Anura; Bufonidae
Gene: ETV1
Product: ETS variant transcription factor 1
Exons: 12
Coding region: 133-1512 (459 amino acids)
Biological process (GO): regulation of transcription by RNA polymerase II; cell differentiation
Cellular component (GO): nucleus
Molecular function (GO): sequence-specific DNA binding; DNA-binding transcription factor activity, RNA polymerase II-specific
Source: RefSeq, a predicted model, not a curated record
UUUGAUUAAAUUUGCAAGGAGUUUGGUGCAAGCAGUCGCCAUCAGCUCAGAUCCUGAGGAAAUCACAAGAUCAAUGCAGGCAACAGACAGUUUGUGACUCAAAGAGAGAGGUGUAAAUACAGUCUCCCAAGGAUGGAUGGAUUUCAUGAUCAGCAAGUGCCUUACAUGGUUCCCAAUAAUCAAAGUGGGACAAUCUGCCAUGAGAGAACCACGAAUAGCAGGAAAAGAAAGUUUUUAAAUAGAGACCUGGCUCAUGACUCAGAAGAGCUUUUCCAAGAUCUGAGUCAGUUGCAAGAGACGUGGCUUGCAGAAGUGGCUUUUCAUGGUGUCCCGUUAAAAAUUAAGAAGGAACCCCACAGCCCCUGCUCUGAACUGAACACCGCAUGCAGUCAGGAACAGCCAUUUAAGUUCAGCUAUGGAGAAAAGUGCCUGUACAAUGUCAGUGCCUAUGAUCACAAGCCACAAGUUGGAAUGAGGCCCUCUAACCCCCCAACCCCUUCAAGCACUCCAGUGUCCCCACUACAUCAUGCAUCGCCGAACACAGCACAGAAUCCUAAAGCAGAACAUCUCUUUCCUACACAUCUUCCACCAUCCCAGCCGAUUCCGGAAAGCACCUACACAAUGGACCACAGGUUUCGUCGGCAACUCUCAGAACCUUGUAAUUCGUUUCCACCGCUUCCUGCGUUGCCGAGGGAAGGGCGACCUGUCUACCAACGACAAAUGUCCGAGCCAAGCAUCCAGUUCCCUCCUCAAGGAUUUAAACAAGAAUAUCAUGAUCCAGUGUAUGAACACAGCACUAUGGUGGGCAAUGCCCCCAACCAGAACUUCCCUCCACCUCUUAUGAUUAAGCAGGAACCUAGAGAUUUUGCUUACGACUCAGAAGUGCCUAGCUGCCAUUCCAUUUUCAUGAGGCAAGAAGCUUUCCUGGCUCAUCCCAGCGGGGCCGAAGGCUGUAUGUUCGAGAAGGGUCCUCGACAGUUCUUCGAUGAUACGUGUGUGGUCCCAGAGAAAUUUGACGGUGAUAUUAAACAGGAACCGGGACUGUACCGUGAAGGACCGACCUAUCAGAGAAGAGGUUCACUCCAGCUAUGGCAGUUUUUAGUUGCAUUACUUGACGAUCCGGCCAACUCCCAUUUUAUUGCCUGGACGGGCCGAGGCAUGGAGUUCAAGCUCAUCGAGCCCGAGGAGGUGGCACGACGAUGGGGCAUACAGAAGAACCGACCCGCCAUGAACUACGAUAAGCUCAGUCGUUCACUGCGCUACUAUUAUGAGAAGGGAAUUAUGCAAAAGGUCGCCGGAGAGAGAUAUGUGUACAAAUUCGUAUGCGAUCCAGAAGCCCUCUUCUCUAUGGCCUUCCCAGACAAUCAACGGCCGCUGUUAAAAACAGACAUGGAGCGACACAUUAACGAAGAGGACACAGUACCACUGACUCAUUUUGAUGAAAAUAUUCCCUACAUGGCAGACGGAGGCUACUGUAACAGCCACCCAUACAAUGAAGGAUACGUUUACUAAUGGGAGUGGGAGGAAGACAUUUCUAUGAUGACGAUCAUUUCAACUUUUCUUCGCAAGACCCAAGAAAAGCAAAAUACAAUUUUUUUUUAUAAAUAUAUAAAUAUAUAUAUAUUUAGUAAAUCAUAACUGGGCUUUUCCUGUUGCAUAUCUCCUAUGGUCUGCCAUGGACAAAGCACUUUACUUGAGGGACAGGGGAUAAAACUGAUACUAUGUAUGUAACAGGACAAUAACAGAUGGAUAUAUAAUAUUCAUUUAUGCUCGGGAAGGGAACUUAAAGCUCACGGUACUUCAUUAAUAAGUCAUGAUUGUGUUUUUUUUCUUCAGUUUUAAGAUCUCAAGGUAUAUUGUACGUUAUUUCUGAAUACACAGGGUACAGUUAAUUUUCAUGGUAGAAAUGGAUAUAUAAAAAAAAUUCCUUUCCUUUGGGAAUGUUUAUUUAUUUUAUAUACUUUUCUUCUUUUUGCCCUAAAAUGGUGCAUGCAUUAGCUGAUUCAAGGGCCACUGACUCUUGUAUACAAAUUGGGUGCACAAGUUGUUUAGGAAUAUAUAUACAUAUAUAUAUUAUAUAAUGAAGAGAGAAGCUCAUCUUAUCCAGGAAGGACACUCCAUAUUUGCAGACUUGGCGUAUUUUCACUUCUGCGUUGAAGGCUUUGUUCAGAGCCUCUGUCACAGAGUUCAUCAAAAAUAUCAGAGAAAAGUCCUGAAGAUGUUCUCCAAAAUGGAAACUGAACAGAUCCCAUUAUAGUCAAUGGGAUCAGUUUGAUUCUGUUUGUCAGUUAUGUGCCGAAUCCGGCAUUUUCGGUUUUUCCAUUCUUCUUCUCCCAUAACGGCACAGAAGAACGGAAAAUAAUAGCUGUGAUAUGAUCGAGCCACUAGAGUGGCCAAAGAAAUGGGAUGCCCAUCAUCAGAACAGCUAUCAUUCCUGACCCCACAUCCACAUGCAAACUCGGCUUGGCCAAAUGUGCAUAUGUUCUGAAUGGGGAAGGGAAGUCAAGCCGCUAUCGGACUUCUCUGAAGGUGGCCUCUCUUCUCAAGAACAAUCAAUGAGAUGAGUUGAAAUCCUAUCCAGCCCAGUCCUCGUCUGCCCCUUGACAUUUGCUGUCAUAGAAGAGUCAGGAGACUGUGUAUAUUAGACAUUGGUCAACUGACAUGUUCAGCCAAUAUAAUGCUAAUGUGUAUGUAUCAUAAAUGUCCAUGUAAGUUCCAUGAUUGGUUAGGAGUGGCAGAAUAAGGAUAAAUUAUAUAUUACUAAAUUGAACUCCAUCCCAAAUUCCAUCUUAUGAGGCAACUUUUUCUCAAAUUGCUUGAUGUGUCUAAUGUUUUGGGGCUAUGGGCAGGAUGAAGACCUAAAUUUCCUAGGUUGGUGGUGAUCACUGGAGAAUCUACUGAAGUCAAACCAAUUGAUGGUCUACAAGACCAAGAAAUGUCACUCUCAAUAAUUUGGCAAGGUAGUUAUUGUGCAGGUCUUCAAGUCAUGGCAUUGGGUCCUAUGAUUUUUGGUUGAAUAUAAGUUUUUCUUGUUUAUGACUGAUAACUAUGACUCACAAGUUGCCUGUAUUGUUGGAUCUAACCCUACACAAGCCAGUUGGUUUAGUAUGCUUCAUAGAUACGGGCUCUACUUUAUUCUUAGAUUUAAUUUAAGCUCCUGGGCUCCUUUGCCAAAUCCAUAACAGGACCCCCACUUACCAUGUGCCAUCUCCUGACAACUAUACCUUCUUAUGUGGCACAAACCUCUUUAGGCAGCAGGGGUGGGGUACAGCUUCCACCUUUUGAAUAAUCUUCAAGUCUGAUUCUGUCAAAACCUUUAACUGGAAUUUCUUCCUUCUUAGGAAUCACUUGUAAUGGGUCCAUAGUGAUGUAUCCAAAUUGUUUUCCGGAGUCAGAGGUUCUUUAAAAAAUGGUGCAAAUUUUUUACAAAUUUCCUUAAUUUUUUUUUAAUGGGAGUCAUUUAUGAGAGGAUAGAAAUAUGGUCAAUGAAUAAGUGAUUUAGUCACUAUGAAUUACCUGUACUCUGUGUAACCCCAUGUAAUGCUGUUUGGCUGCAAAAAAACUCUUUUGGACAAAAAAAGUAAAAAAAAACACAAAAAAAUCAACAAUAACCAAUACACUAAAUAGGUACUUUAGUAAUUUUUAGACAUGGUACCAAUUAUUAUGCAUUUAUGCCUUUUACUGCUGUGUUCUGUUCAUAACAUGUAUAAAUACUAAAAAAAAUUGCUUCUGCUGCUGUAUAUUUUCUGUACUAUUCUCUUUGACGCUAAAUUUACUCUACGGUCAUUUAUAUGCAUCGCUGUACCUACAGGUAGCAUUUCAGGACAAAAUAGAUGACUCAAAUCAUUUAUUGCUUAGGGCAUAGCUUUGCCGCAAUGCAAUCGGCUUUUUGCGCAUCAACAUUAACCGGUAAGCGUCUGCUUGCUGUGGAAGGCUCAGCAGGAACUUUUUGUAACAUAGGAUUGGAGACUUAGCUUCUAACGGACUCUCGGAGGAAAUGGAUGGAUUGACUGGUUCUACUGCCACUUACCUGGAGGCUCUAUGUAAAUGAACACAAAUCAGAUUGGGAGAAAUUUCUAAGGUUACCUUUCUGACCAUUUUGUUUUAUUUUUAAGAAGACCUGUACAGAAAGAAUAUGUAUUGAAAAUUUAUUGGAAACUUAUGGGUUUUGUGUGUGUGUGUGUUUUUUGUUUGUUUUUUAAUUUUAAUUUUUUUCUGGUUAUAAAAAAAAAUCAGUUUAUGAUUUUUUUUUUUUUUUUUACACAAAUAUCUCCAUUGUCAUGGUGGAAUGCAAGACUACAGACCAGCGCAAAGUCUAAAUUCUGAUGAAUGUAUUUGCGCCAAUAGAAUUUUUAACCUGCACGUUGACCAAUCCUAUGCAGGAUGUGUGCAAAAUUUACUAAACACUUUGUCAUUUGAAUUAAAAAUAAUGUAUACAACA